AGUGUCCAGGCAUCCCGUGAGUGUGUCCAAAGGAGUAGAGAAGGUGAGGCGAAGAUGGUAUCCAGUGUGAGGGUAUGGAUGUAUGGGAGGAACUACCCGCCGCCACCGACACCCAACGAGCCUGGGCCUACUCGCCAUCGAGCGAGGGAAGAAGUGCCAUCUAGAGAGAGAGAGAGAGUGAGAGAGAGCAACCCAGGCACCACCGAGCCAGCCGCCCCGACCCGAGGCACAGUGCCACACGAAGCAACUAUUGAUUACCUUUGCUAUUGAUCUUUUCCAGGGGUAAAUUGUGAGAGAGGUUGGUGGGCGGUAGUAGACUGUUGGCAGGCACUCUGAGGCAACCGUUGCCUCUACUGCUUCUCCUCCUCCUCCUCCUACCACCACGCACUCUCACUCACUGCCAGCCAGAUAUUGAUCCAUUGAUUUUCCUGCCCUGGCACCGUCUAUUUUAUUUCCACAUCAUGCAGUUCUCAGUCCGCGCCGACCCACCGCCAGGCUCGCCACCAGCGCGGCGCGUACACACUUAAACUCGGCGUGACACUACCGUAGACUUUGUCUCUAAAUUGAUCGCGUGCCGGCGCGUUAACCCACACGAGUGUCGCGGAGAUGUUCCCCUUGGCGAGGACGGGCUAGGCCGCUUGCUUCUGCCACAUUGAUAUGUUGCAAUAAAUAAAUAUUAGUUGCAACUCAGUAUUAUCAUUGCAUUUUUUACAUUUUGUGCCCUGGUCACAAAAUUACGUGUGUACACCGUCUACUAAAUUAUAUAUUAAACAAUUGCUCUUAACUAUGUGAUAUUAGUGACAAGUUUCUUGUUAAGGCAGUGAAAUGGCAGAGUGUGUUUUAGAAAAUUUUAGAAAAUUCCCAGAAAAAUGAGUGUAUAAGUGAUGUACGCGAAAGUGUAAAUAUAGAAAAAAGUGUGUUUUUUUGUGUGUGUGUAGUGUUGGUGAUAGUGCCACCACGAGAUGCUCCCAUCCUCCCCUCGCACAUAGCCUGGCUCUCACCCAUGUUUCCCUUCUUGAUUCCCCACAUGGUGUCGUCGGGCGUCAGAAUGGCCAUGUCCCCCCAACAGUUCUGCCUCCGGUGGAACAACCACCAGUCUAACAUCAUCUCGGUGUUCGAGCAGCUCCUCCAGAGUGAGUCCUUCGUCGACGUCACGCUCGCGGUCGAGGGCAUGACUCUCAAGGCCCACAAAGUCGUCCUCUCCGCCUGCAGCCCGUACUUCCAGGCUGUGUUGGCGUCACAUCCAGACAAGCAUCCGAUCGUGAUCCUGAAGGAUGUGCGCUAUACUGACAUGCGGGACCUGCUCGACUUCAUGUACAGAGGCGAAGUUUCUGUCGACCAAGACAACCUCUCGGGCUUCCUGCGCGUCGCAGAGUCGCUACGAAUCAAAGGUCUCACCGAGGUCAACGAGAAGAAGAGACUGGAGAACUCCACCUCGGCGUCUUCAGCUUACCUUGUGCCUCAGGCCAUGGCAGGGGCUGCCCCUCCUGGGGUGGCGCCUGGAGUUGUGCCUAUGGCACCCCUAACGCCGCUCGCUGGCGACCCGCCACCACUUAAGAGGCCGCCACUUUCACCCUCAGCCACUUACGGCGCCAAGAGAAGGCGCGGUCGGCCGCCUAAGAUUUCCGGCGAAGAGUCUGAGGGUGAGGUGGGGUCGGUAGCCGGGUCAUUGUCGGCGGCGGAAGGCGAAGAUACUCGAAGCGAAGCAGAGGUUAAGGUGGAGGUAGAGGAGGCCAAGGAGUGCCCAGAGCCCGAUGACCUGACCAAGGAAGCUGACACCAAGAGUGGGGAAUCUACUCCAGGACCAUCGGGAGAGAGCCAGGGCAAAGAGGCGACGAGGUUGCAACAAGACGACCAGGAGAACACUAGGGAGUCGCCAGGUUCAGAGUGGCGCGUCAGGAUGUGUCGCUCCAGGGAAACAUCCACUGUCAGGCCACGCCCAUCGCCAGGUCCUCGGGCCCUAUCAAGAGCUACAUCCUGUGGGAGGGACUCGACUCGAGGGCGGCCUGCUGACCCUGUAUGUGGUCGUCAGCCCAUGUCCGACCAGGAGGGUGUUUGUGUGAGUGAAAGUGUCUGUAGCACAGGUAUGGACCCUCUAAGAUCGCUGCCUCCUAUGAUGCCACCUACUUCCAACGCCUUAGUGCUUCCCCCAGGCGUCUCGCUGCUACAGUCUGGUGUCGGACUUCCAGGCCUUGGUGUCGGUGGGGGAGUAGGUAUGGGCGGCAUGAUGGGACUCGGGAGCGGUCCUAGUCUAACUUCUUCGGUAAGCAUCGACCUUCCCGAACCAACAGUGAUAUCGGCAGAAGAGGCCGCCUCAGGGGUUCAGAUGGGCAUCAAGGUCCGAGGGCUGGACCUCAUGCGCUACGGCAGACUUGAAGAUGGUGUAUACAAAUGCAGUGAGUGUGAACGAAUCCAAAUCCCGAAGACCUUCAAGACAUCGUACUCAUUCCAACGACAUGCUUACCUGUACCACGAAGGCCGACCCAAACGCUUUCCUUGUCCCGUGUGUGGGAAAGAGUUCUCCAGGCCAGAUAAAAGGAAGAGUCACCUGAAGGAGAAACACGGACUCUUUCAACCCGAUCCCUCUGAUCAGUCAGAGUUUCCAACUUCCUUAUAGCGACGGCAGACGGCUAGGCCUUCUUGGGAACACUGGGCAGGGUUUGGGCAUUUCAUGGGCAUAGACGGCUUAAUCUAAAUAUUCUAAAUUACACUCACUCUGUUCGUGAGACAUGCUUUCAUUAAAGAUUUCUUAAAGGAAUUAACUUCCUCUCUCUUUUUAAACGUUUAAAAUUACUUUUUACUAACCAAUAUGACCAAAGCGAAGAAAUGUGGAUAUGAAAUUGGCUCUGUAUAACCCAAUUUUCAUAAUCAAUAAUAUUUAAACUAUCAUUCAGUAAUUCAAUAAUUAAACAGAGCAACUGAUUUGUAGUUGCUAAAUAUAUAUUUAAUGUUUCUUGCCAUUACUGUUGUGUAAUGAUACAUAAGCAACAUAUUUCAUAUGAAGUUUGGAGUACAUAAUUUAUAUACCUGAUACCUGAUAGGCACUCUGCGGUACAAAGCAGUUUACAUGUUUAGAAAACUAUACAAAGGCACAUAAAACUGUAGUUAGUCUUAGAGAAGCUGCAACACCUGCUCCACGCUGGCCUAGUCCCUAGCCAACCCUGACAAUUUCACCCUGCGAAUGAGUUUAGUUUCUUAUCCUCGAUACAUAUGCUUUCGAGACCUCCUUCCUUCCCCACACACACAAACAACGUUCGGAGGUAGUAGUCCUCUAAGAGCGCCCCGGGUUCGAUUCCCGGCGAGGCAGAAACUAAUGGGUGUUUUUUUUUCACCUGAUGGACCUGUUCAUCUUGCUGUAAAUUUGUACCUGACAGUUGACAGCUUCUACGGGCUGCAUCCUAACGAUGUGUGCGUGUGUGUGUACUAGAGAAAUAUACGCAGUAAUAUAACGUGUAAUUUAGUACAACGUAAAUUUUAGGGUUGGUGAAUGUUAAUCUUUUUGUCUGAUAACCUGUUCACUUGAGACAAUUAAGCAAGUCCCAGCUCUGUCUGGGUACAAGUGACAGGAUGAAAAACUCACCGGGUUUUCUUCCUAUUGGUGGGUGCCGUACAUUCUGCUAUAGCGGUAUGUUCACUCACAGGAUGAGUGGCGCUGCCCAGUAAACUCGCCCUUCGAGGCAAAUAAAAUAUGGCAGAGAAAAACUAGGUGCGAGUCAAUACAUUAUUCAACCGACGGUCAGAAGGGCGAGUCCAAAAGCAGACAGCUCGAUGCUACAGGCACAUAUAGUAAAUAUGCAUUAUAAAUACACAUAUACACAAAUGAAAUGCACUAGGUAGUGAUUUGGCGGAGGAAGACUCAACAAAUAGUUUAAAAUGAAGCUAUGAUAGAGCCCAAUUGGCUCUCUCAUAGCUACAUGGGAGCCCCAUCAUCGUUCUCCCCAUUAACGCCACCUACAUCUCCCGAUCACAUACGCACGCUAUCCAUACCUUAGACUCUUCCCUCCUUUUCCCACAUUAUCCCAGACUCUCCUUGUUUCCCUAUUCCUGGCCCCUCCCUGCCCUCCCCAUCCCAUAACCAUGCUUCCACCCUUGUCCUGUCCACCCAGGCGCUAGUCAGCUUCUUGAGGGGUUGCAUCCUAGAAGGGUCAAAAUUCGACCCUUGGGGGAGGGGGGGGGGUCCUCGAUAAAAGCCUAACAUGUACUGUAUGUAUAAACUGGCUUACUGUCCCCCGACACAAUGAAUUAUUAUUAUUAUUAUCAUUAAAAAAUAUUUUGAGACAAUACAGUUAAGGCAGGCAUCUGGGAAUCACCAGAACGCGAGUUCAAAUCACCCCAAUGCCUCAAAAUUAUUUUCAUUGAUAUAUCACACCGUUGUAAUAUCAUUGCUAUCUAAGUGGAACUAAUACAGUGAAAAUAUACAGGCGCCACAGGAACUGUGAUGAGGAUUCGAACCUAUAACCUGGAUAUUCCCAGACGCACGCUCUAUUGCUCUAAACCACUAGGCCAGUUACAACUUUGGGUUCUCGUGAACCCAAGAAGGUUCCCACGAGAACCCUCAUGGAUUCUCGUGAGACAUCUCUCUCUCUCUCUCUCUCUCUCUCUCUCUCUCUCUCUCUCUC
Messenger RNA from Procambarus clarkii (red swamp crayfish), 4619 nucleotides. RefSeq names its product protein tramtrack, alpha isoform. NCBI's taxonomy places the organism in Eukaryota, Metazoa, Arthropoda, Malacostraca, Decapoda, Cambaridae. Gene Ontology annotation, molecular function: protein binding. Gene Ontology annotation, biological process: regulation of transcription by RNA polymerase II. Gene Ontology annotation, cellular component: nucleus. The record is from RefSeq and is a predicted model, not a curated record.